UAUGUGAUUUGUGAGCGUUUGUGUGUGUUCUCCAUGAUGCCUAGUGUGUCACAUUGAAGAAGACAAUGAGAAAGGUCUUAUUGUCCAGCUGGAAUGUGGCAGAAGAAGACAACGGGACACGCAUGUCAUCGCUUGGCACCAGUGUCAGGUCUGCUUACAGCAUGACACACCGCGGAAUAAGAGAGACAGGAAAGGAUGUCUGCUGAUCCAUGAUGAUGAUGAUGCUUGGGGAGAUUUCAAAACCUUAAUCUGAAUUGAUGAUUGGAAACAUGCACUGAUAAAAGUGAGACCUCCGCCUGUCAGUCGGCCCCUGAGAUGGAGCUUCUCCCGCUGGGUGUGCUGAGUCGCGGACGUCCCGUUCACCUGCAAGCGGAACCCCUGUGGCUCCAGCAUCCCGCCAUGGAGGAGCAGGUGGAACUGUGGUGGUUCAACAAGCCGCACGUCUCUCUCCUGUGCUACUGCUUCUCCGUGGCUAUGGUCCUGAGUCUGGGUUCAGCCGGCGUGGGUCUCCUCUCCACCGCCUCCUCUGCUGUGGGACCCUCAGUGCUGUGGCGUUUGGCUGUGGGCUCCACCCUGUGUCUGCUGGCGCUGGUGGUCCUGAUGAAGCAGCUGCUCAGCUCGGCCGUGCAGGACAUGGGCUGCAUUCGCAACCGCAGACGCAUCGAGCAGCUGCGCAGCGGAGGAACCGUGGACCCCUUGCUUCUGCUCUUCACUGGUUUGGCACUGAUGGUCUGCGGGAUAACUCUGCUCAGUCUCUCUCAAACAGACAUGCUGCUCUCUGGUGGGACCCUACUGGCUUGUGGAGGCGCUGUGGUGCUUGGUGUGGCGGCUUAUGGAGGGAUGGUUUAUGUGCAGGGAAGGAGAAACACAAGGAGGCGAAGGCGGCGGAGGGUGAGAGUGUAUACGGUGACGGGGCAAAGGAAUCCACCAUGGAGGGAUUCAACUUAUAGUCAGUCGAAUUUGUUGUAAGCAGAGGUGGGAAGAAUAUUCAAAAUCUAUACUCAAGUAAAGGUACAAAUACUUGAGGAAAUUUUAUGCAAGUGAAAGUAAAAGUAACAAUCUUAAAACUUACUUCAGUAAAGGUUAUUGCACAGUGAAUCUGAAAUUUUCAUCUGUAAUUUUCACACAUUAAAAAAUUAAUUCUGACCUCACGUUCUGUAAGUUGUAUUGACACACUGCCUAUGAAACUCCAAGAACUCAAGUAAAUAGUUACAACUUACAUUUAAUAUAUAGUCAGAAUUAUUAGCCCCCCUGUUUAUUUUGUUCCCCAAUUUCUGUUUAAUGGAGAGAAGAUUUUUUCAGCACAUUUCUAAACAUAAUAGUUUUAAUAACUAAUUUCUAAUAACUGAUUUAUUUUAUCUUUGCCAUGAUGACAGUAAACAAUAUUUGACUAGAUAUUUUAAGACACUUCUAUACAGCUUAAAGUGAUAUUUGAAGACUUAACUAGGUUAAUUAGGUUAACUAGGCAGGUUAGGGUAAUUAGGGAAGUUAUUGUAUAACGAUGCUUUGUUCUGUAGACUAUCGGAAAAAAUAUAUAGCUUAAAGGGGCUAAUAAUAAUGUCCAUAAAAUUGGGUUUAAGAAAUUUAAAACUGCUUUUAUUCUAGCCGAAAUAAAACAAAUAAGACUUUCUCCAAAAUAAAAAAUAUUAUCAGACAUACUGUGAAAAAUUCCUUGCUCUGUUAAACAUCAUUUGGGAAAUAUUUUAAAAAGAUACAUACAUAUAUAUCAUAUAUGGCUCAUUGCCAGUAAAAAUCACUUGGGUAUGAAUGCUGAAAAAAAUCAGUCCUGUUCUGAAGUUCUGUGGCAAGCUCAAAGUUUGAACCUGAAGCACUACUUGAACCCAAAACAUUUGCCAAAACCUUGGAAUGCCUUGGAAUAUUGUAUCUCAGAAGACAUUUCAUUCAACUACACUGCCCACUCAAAAUUUGAGAGAAUUUUACUUGUAUAUUUCUGUCAACAUGCAUGCACUCUUUCAAAUUCAGCUUCCUUCUGGGUAAAUGAUACCUUUCUCUGGAACAAAUAUGCAGGAAAACACUGCGUCUACUGUGCAUCUGCAAGCAUGUCAAUCCACACAGUAGUCUACAAAUAGCGCCAGAAACGAAAAGACAUUUUCUACACUGUUCCUUGUUUUCUACAAAUCCCUACAAUUGUUCAAGUAACCAUUGGAUUUUUUAAGAACAAAACACUGAUUUUUUUUAAAGAUUUAUUUUUUGUCAGUAUUUAGACAGGAAGUGAAG
Danio aesculapii is the source of this 2238-nucleotide messenger RNA. RefSeq names its product transmembrane protein 125b (gene tmem125b). The transcript is spliced from 3 exons. Lineage: Eukaryota; Metazoa; Chordata; Actinopteri; Cypriniformes; Danionidae. The record is from RefSeq and is a predicted model, not a curated record. Bases 316 to 969 code for a protein of 217 amino acids.